Molecule: messenger RNA, 1023 nt
Organism: Gigantopelta aegis
Lineage: Eukaryota; Metazoa; Mollusca; Gastropoda; Neomphalida; Peltospiridae
Product: slit homolog 2 protein-like
Exons: 1
Coding region: 1-1023 (340 amino acids)
Molecular function (GO): protein binding
Source: RefSeq, a predicted model, not a curated record
AUGAGUACAGUUGUCAUGGAGACGCUUCAGGUGUGCAUUGUGUUUUGUUGUACCUGUAUGCUGCAGGUUUUCGCGUGUCCGCAAGAAUGCAUGUGUUCAGAAACACACGUCAACUGCUAUGGGAGAAAACUCCAUAACAUUCCUCUUGACAAUCCAACAGAUACAACAAAAUUGAACUUUGGAAAUAACGAAAUUGAACGAAUUGACUCCACGAGAUUUGUAAGCCUGACAAAACUACAGGAGCUGGUGCUAAAAUACAACAAAAUUACCUCACUUGAACUGGAAACAUUUAAAUAUUUGAAAAAUAUGGAAAAACUUGAUCUUGGAAGCAACAACAUACAAAUGAUUGAAAUAGGUGUUUUUGAUGAUGUUCCAAAACUGAAAGAAAUCGAUUUAUCGGAAAAUUUCAUCGAAAAUAUCGACAAUGUGUUUCGUGGUUUACAAAAUUUGGAGAGAAUUGAUCUAGGCAGCAACAAAAUAAAAGUAAUUACCAAAAUGGCAUUCAGGGAUUUGAAACAUCUCAGCUACCUUCUUCUACCGAACAACGAGAUAACCAAAAUCAACCGGUUUGCCUUUCGACCUCUUCAGAGCUUAACAUGGAUCACUCUGACGAGAAACCCGUUAGAAAAUGCAAACGCUCUAUUCGUGAAAAGCCAACAGCUUUUGUAUAUUGAUCUGACGCAGUGUGCCCUAACCCGCAUCCCAAGCAAGUUCCCGCCGUCAGUUCAAUAUCUACAGCUGGGCAAAAAUAACAUAACUCGAAUCAAGGCGUGUGCUUUUUCCCGUAAUACAAAAUUAAAGAUUUUAGUGCUUGCCCAAAAUGAAAUAAAUGUUAUCGAUAAGGGAGCAUUCGGGUCAUUGAAAGACCUGUGCGAAUUGCGGUUGAAUGACAAUAAAUUAACGAAAUUCCCAUCGCCAUUUCCAUCAGCCGUGAAGUCUGUCUAUAUAUCCAGAAACAAAAUCCAAGCAAAUUUCGUACAACGAUUUUCCUGCCAAUUCCCAGCUUACUACCCUGUUACUUAA